Molecule: messenger RNA, 715 nt
Organism: Nanorana parkeri
Lineage: Eukaryota; Metazoa; Chordata; Amphibia; Anura; Dicroglossidae
Exons: 4
Cellular component (GO): plasma membrane
Molecular function (GO): transmembrane signaling receptor activity
Source: RefSeq, a predicted model, not a curated record
AUGAUGAGUCCCAUCAUCUACUCCGACCUGAAAUUCACCCGCACCGCACCGCCCGGAGCCAACCACAGAGACUCCACCCUGGAGGAUCCCACCGAUGAUGGUGAUAUUAUGUAUGAGAAUGUCAUUGGUCCACAACCGGUCAGAGAGAAGAGACCGCCUCCAGCACCUCCAGCACCCGCUAUGGGAAGAGGCCGUCAGCUGAUGGCAGGCCUCCGGAAGUGCUCCCUGCACCUUUCUCUGGUCUUCCUACUGCUGUGUCUGGUUCUGUCUGCGGCUGUGAUCGGGUUGACCAUGAAAUAUGUUCAGAAGUCCAGCGAGUUCCAGACGUUGGUGACCGAUCACCAGACAAUGAGCAGCAGUAUGACCCAGAGCCUCGGGAGUAGAGACGACCUCCUGAAAUCAUUGAGAAUAGACUUAGCGACCACCAAGACUGAGUUGGAGAAGACCCGUCUGCAGCUGAGGAAAAUGGAACAGAACAAUAGGGAUCUGAACAGCAGGCUCAAGAGCAAGGAGGGUCUCCUGGAGUCGGCGAACAAAGAUCUGACAGCUACCGAGAAUGACCUGGAGAAGAACCGUUCGGAUUUAGAGAAAGCAUCACGGAGUAAUACAGAUCUGAAAAAGGAUCUGCAGGAGUGCCGUGAUGGACAGAAGUCUUCAGCCGAGGAAAAGACAAAUUACUUAUCAAAACUGGAGAAGUGCAAACAAGAUAAUAGAG